Messenger RNA from Microstroma glucosiphilum, 2264 nucleotides. RefSeq names its product amino acid transporter. The transcript has a single exon. Gene Ontology annotation, biological process: transmembrane transport. NCBI's taxonomy places the organism in Eukaryota, Fungi, Basidiomycota, Exobasidiomycetes, Microstromatales, Microstromataceae. Gene Ontology annotation, cellular component: membrane. Gene Ontology annotation, molecular function: transmembrane transporter activity. The record is from RefSeq and is a predicted model, not a curated record. Bases 249 to 1901 code for a protein of 550 amino acids.
GCGUCGCGCGACCCCACACUCGCGCUUAACAUGCAGGCAACGCUAUCUCUGCUCUACCACAUUCAGAUGCCCGAAACAGGGUCACGAUCCCGUUGCCAGAGAUGAUAGCGUGACCAAGUUGAGAUAGCCAUAGCUUAAUCCUUAUAUUGCUAUCCGACUUGGACAUCGGCGACAAUUCUCGACAUCAGAAAAUGCACCGCUGAAGGAUCUCAAGCCCCAGCAAAGCCCAGCUACAUUCAGCAGCAAGUAUGGCUCCGGAAAGCAAGGACAAGCCCUCCACCAGCGACAUCGAGUUACCUGCGACGAUCGGACGCCUCGGACACGCCAAUGGUAGCUCAUCGUCGAGCGCCAACAGCGAUCCAGGGGACGUAGAGGGUGACCUGCCUCCGCCCCCUCCGGUCUUGGACCAUUUCAGCACACUGUCCCUGAUCGGCACGGCCUUGUCCGUCUUGAAUACGUGGAAUGCCGCAACACAGUCCAUUUACGUGUCACUCCCAGCGGGAGGUAAUACCUCCAUGCUCUGGGGCAUGAUUGCAGGAGGCAUGGGAUCUCUGCUCAUCGCAUCGUCAUUAGCAGAGAUCUGUCAUGUACUGCCACUGACGGGGGGCCAAUAUCAUUGGACUUACAUUCUGGCCAAGCCCUCCGCUCGGAAUUCCCUCUCCUACCUCACUGGCUGGCUCGCAUGUUCUGGAUGGAUCGUCCUCACAGCUUCAGCGCCCUACUUUGCGGCUUCAUUGACACUCAGCAUCAUCUCAGGAUUUCACCCUGACUAUGUCUCGACGUCCUGGCAAUUCUUCUUGGUAUACAUGGGCUACACGCUUUAUGGCGCAAUCGUGUGCUGUUUCGGUGCACGUAUCUUCGACUGGAUGAACCGCAUUUCCAUGUGGUCUAGCGAUGCUUCGGCCAUUACCAUCUUCCUGACCUUGCUGGCCUGCGCUGCAUCCGAACAUCGCCUCAAUUCGGCUGCUUUCACCUUUGGGAAUCACAUCAAUAUCACAGGUUGGCCGGACGGAGUCGCCUGGAUUCUUGGACUGCUGCAAGCUCAGUAUGCUCUCGUUGGCGUUGAUGGUGCAGCUCACUUGGUGGAUGAGAUCCAUGACGCACAUGUGAACAGCCCUAAAGCUAUGGUCUUUGCUAGUCUGAUUGGCUCCCUCCACGGCUUUGUCGUCCUGGUUGCUGUGGCUGCCACCAUGACCGAUCCUCUCGCCAUCAUUGACGCUGGCGCUUCGGCAAUGAUGGAAGCUUUCACACAAGGGACAGGCAGCUUGGCCGGCGGCACAGCUCUGACGACCCUGGGUCUUUUCACUUUCACUUUCAACACACCUGCUCUUUUGACCUCGGCUUCUCGCAUGGUCCAGUCUUUCGCUGCUGAUGGAAACCUUCCAGCACGUACAUACAUCUCCAAGACAGACGCUAAGCACGAGACACCUAUCUGGGCCGUACUGUUCUGCACUGGCUGGCUUACCAUCCUUGGCCUUCUAGAAUUCGGGUCCGACCUUACUUUGGCCGCAAUUCUCAACACCUCUGUUGUGCUGAUACAGUUCUCAUACCUUCCCACGAUUGCAUUGCUCAUGAUGAACCGCAAGACAUUCCAUUUACAUGCUCGCAAGCCACUAAAAUAUUCAAUGGGCAACAGAUGGGGUCCUAUCGUCAAUGCCCUGGCCUUCGUCUACAUCGUCUUGACGUCCCUCUUCUUCUUCUUCCCUACUUCGGUCCCUUUGACCUCGUCGGAAGACAUGAAUUGGACUGUGGCAGUCUUUUCGGCAGUUGUCUUUUUGGCUGGCCUGAACUGGAUCUUCUUCGCUCGUCACGGAGCUCGAGUGCCCGAUGAGAUUAGGAACAAGCUCGGCUUGGACUUCGACGAGCACUUCGCAGCGCAACUUGAAACUCGUGCAAAUUGACCGUCCGGUAGUACUUUGAACACCGCUGAGGGCACACGAGACGCUGUGCUCUUCGCUAAUCGGGUGUUCAUCGCCUCUCCACUAGUACGCUCUCGACCUGCCCUUCCGUUCGACGAACGCACUACUCCUCCCCAGGCAUGGGCACUCAAGAACAGCAAAUUGGGUCCACUGAUGGGCUUGCUUCGAUCUCAUGGCAUAUGGCUCUGGUGACCUUGCCGCUGGGAAGGCAUGUCCUUCUCCAGCUGCCAAGUCGUCAGGGCCGACUCGACAAUCGGCCGCACCAGUUUCCGACCCCCAGUGGCCACACGAUGAGUCCAGACCAUCUGCCGGUGGCCCAAUUGCUUGCUGUGCUCCCAGCGCUUC